Camellia sinensis is the source of this 1212-nucleotide messenger RNA. Lineage: Eukaryota; Viridiplantae; Streptophyta; Magnoliopsida; Ericales; Theaceae. The record is from RefSeq and is a predicted model, not a curated record.
AUGGACAUUGAUUCAACUAAUCCUUCAUUGAAUAGGAGUGAGGAAGUUGAAGACGCGGAAAACAAUCCGUCAUUAAAUGACAUUGGUGAAGUUGAAGAACCUAUAAAGGGCAUGUGUUUUAGCUCAAAGCAAGAAGUAUAUUCGUUUUAUGCAAAAUAUGUGAAACUCGGAUUUGCUGUAGCAUAUAGAACACAGAAUAUUGGACAAGAUGGGGAAGUAAAAUACUUUGGAGUUGAAUGUACUCGGGCACGCAAGAGAACAAAACGAUCAGAAAUACACCCUCUCGAGCCAUCUUUGUUAUCAUUCAUUGACUGUAAAGCAAAGGUUAGAGCAACUCUACAAAAGGAUGGAAGAUUUAAGUUGACCACAGUUGUCCUUGAACAUACGCAUGACUUGAUUCCUAGUGACUCACGACAUUUUGUAAUGAAUAAGAGAAUUCUUACCCCUGUGAAGAGAAGACUAGAAAUUAACGAUGAAGCAGGAAUAGGGGUGGCUAGGAAUUUUCAUUCUAUAGUUGUUGAAGCAGGGGGGUAUGAGGCAUUAACAUUUGAUAAACAAGAUGCUAGGAAUCAUAUUCAGAGAGUUAAUCACCAUGGGCAGUCAAUUUUGCUUGGUUGUGGGCUAGUAUCUAAUGAGAACACUGAAACAUUUGUCUGGCUCUUCAAAGAAUGGUUAAGUUGUAUGUCUGAUGUUCCUCCAAAAGCUAUAAUAACAAACCAGUGCAGAGCUAUGCAAAAUGCCAUUGAAGUUGUCUUUCCAGAAGCUCGACAUCGGUGGUGCUUAUGGCAUAUCAUGAAGAAAAUUCCUGAAAAAUUAAGAGGAUAUACCCAAUAUGAAUCCAUCAAGCUUGCUUUGCAAAAUGCAGUUUAUGAUUGUUUUACAAAACAUGAAUUUGAUGAAGAAUGGGAAGCGAUGAUUGGUAAGUUCAACCUAGAUGAUAAUGACUGGUUGGGGGUAUUAUAUAGUGAGCGACACAAGUGGAUUCCUGCGUAUGUGAAGGAUGUUUUUUGGGUUGGCAUGUCGACUACACAACGAAGUGAGAGCAUGAACGCAUUUUUUGAUGGAUAUGUGAACUCAAAGACAACUUUAAAGCAAUUUGUUGAACAAUAUGAUAAUGCCUUGAGAAGUAAGGUUGAGAAAGAGAUGAAAGCAGACUUCAAAUCUCGAAACAAAUUGUAUGAUUGCUUAACGAUAUAUGAGUUUGAAAAGUAA